AUGGCAGAUGACUUACACGAUGUGGCACGCUACCUCAACGAUAUGCGCAUAUGUUUUAUAGCAUUAACAGUUAUGGGAUAUAUUAUAUUAAUAUUGUAUGGAAUUAUUUUUUGUGUUAGGAGGAAUCAAAGGCAACGUGGUACUCAUAAUGCUAAUUCGAGGACGAGGGGACGAUGGGAUUUUCAGAUAGACAAUAGAGAUCAACAACAGCACAAUCAAAAUGAUGAUUUGGUAUCUGUCAGAAGUGAUGGAUUGCAGGGUGUUACUUCAGGCUUCGGUUUAGGUCGCAGUUAUCACCGAAAUCCAGCAUCAUUCAUGCGUCAUGGAAUCGGUAUGAAUCAUACUCAACAAACUACAAGAUUAAUGGCUGAUCAAGACAGUGGUAUUGUAAAACAUCAGGUACCGCAUAUAAUAACUGAUCCGCCGAGUAAUGGAGAAAAUACCCCGCCAGCUAAAGUACCGGAAUUAUUAAAGGGAGCGAUGGAAAUGUGA
Messenger RNA from Acanthocheilonema viteae, 492 nucleotides. NCBI's taxonomy places the organism in Eukaryota, Metazoa, Nematoda, Chromadorea, Rhabditida, Onchocercidae. The record is from the annotation of a GenBank genome assembly.